AUGGUGCACAGAAACUUCUGUGACAACGGCAAGAAGCCCAAGCCGAUCCGGCGGCGCUGCAACCUCCAGGAGUGCUCCCAGCCCACCUGGGUGGCCGAGGAGUGGGGCGCCUGCAGCCGCUCCUGCGGGAAGCUGGGGGUGCAGGCGCGGGCGGUGCAGUGUGUGCAGCGCCUGCAGGACGGCACCAACCGCACCCUGCACACCAAGUACUGCCCCGGGCAGCGCCCCGAGACCCGCCGGCCCUGCGCCCGCCUGCCCUGCCCCGCACAGUGGAGGACGGGAGCCUGGUCCGAGUGCUCGGCCACCUGCGGGGAGGGUGUCCAGCAGCGGCAGGUGGUGUGCAAGGGCGGCGAGAGCGGCGGGCGCUGCGAGGGGGACAAGCCAGAGGCCAUCCAGGGCUGCCACCUGGCCCUCUGCCCAG
Molecule: messenger RNA, 421 nt
Organism: Empidonax traillii (willow flycatcher)
Lineage: Eukaryota; Metazoa; Chordata; Aves; Passeriformes; Tyrannidae
Product: A disintegrin and metalloproteinase with thrombospondin motifs 14-like
Exons: 3
Biological process (GO): extracellular matrix organization
Cellular component (GO): extracellular matrix
Molecular function (GO): metalloendopeptidase activity
Source: RefSeq, a predicted model, not a curated record